AUGAGUAAUCCUAAUCAAAAUAAAUGGAGAGGUGGCGGACAUUGGAAAAAAUAUAAAAGUAAAAAUAAUCAACAAAAAAAUACUAAAAAUAAUGAACCAAAUGUGAAUAUUAUUAAUGAAUAUUUUCAAGAAUGUCCAUUUCACGGAUGGCAGCUUUAUUUUCCAAAUGAAAAAUAUGAUGAAAAUAGUAUAGCCGUAAAAUGUAUUUUGGCUAGUAUAUCAUUUUUAAACACUCAUGAACAAAAUAUUUCUAUCGAACAACUUGUAGAAAAUAAAUCAUAUCUUUUAAAUGUAGAGUCUUUAAACCAAGAUGAAGAUUUCACCACAGUCUGGUCACAAUUUUGGGAUGAUUUAACAAACCGCCCAAAUUACACAUUGCAGUGUUUAGGACUUGCUAUUCAUCAGUAUGCAUUAGAAGAAUUAAAUAAAAAUAUUCAUGAUGACUGUUCUAAGUUUAAAAAUUUGCCAAUUGUUCAUCCUAGAAUUAUAAAUUUUGGUCCAAUUUUUCAUUUGAAAAAUUUAAGAGCUGAUACAGAUGGAAAACUAAUUUUAGUUCAUGGAACUGUAAUAAAAGCCAGCAGUUUGAAAUUUCAAUGUUUGUGGUUGGGAUUUUCGUGUAAUACCUGUGGCUCAGUUCAAAAUAUCAAACAACCUGAGGGUAUAUUUUUAAAACCAAAGCAAUGCAGCAAUGCUGCAUGCCGUAUCCGUUCAUUUUCUGUUUGUAGAAAUUCACCACUUACUCAAACUAUUAACUGUCAAACUAUUAGAGUUCAAGAAUUACAAAGCGAUGACCAGAGAGAGAGUGGUAGAGUACCCAGAACUGUUGAAUGUGAACUUACAAAUGAUUUGGUUUAUUCUUGUAUCCCUGGAGAUGUUGUUACUGUAACUGGUAUUGUGAAAAAGAAAUCAUGUAAUACUGGUAAACAAAAUGCUCAAAGUAAAGAAUCUAACAUUUUUAUGCAAUAUGUUGAAGUAAUAUCCAUACAAAACAGUAAAAACCAGUCUAAAGGAAAGGUAACUAGUACUACAUUUCAAUUUACAAUGAGAGAUUAUUACUGUAUCCAAAAACUCCAUUCAAAACCAUAUCUCUUUGAACUUAUGGUAAAUUCAUUAUGUCCAGGGAUUUAUGGUCAUGAAAUGGUAAAAGCUGGUAUGUUGCUUUCACUAUUUGGAGGAAGUACCUGUAAUUUAAAUCAAACACGUGGAGAUAUUCAUAUUUUAGUCAUUGGUGAUCCUGGUCUUGGAAAAUCACAAAUGCUUCAAUCUGUGUGCAACAUUUCACCACGGGGUGUGUUUGUUUGUGGAAGUACAUGUUCAUCAGCAGGAUUAACAGUUAGUAUGACUCGAGAGAAAGGUAUUGAUUUUUCUUUAGAAGCUGGAGCUGUUGUUUUAGCUGAUCAAGGUGUGUGUUGUAUUGAUGAAUUCGAUAAAAUGACUCAAGAUCAUAAUACAUUACUAGAAGCUAUGGAACAACAAACAAUAAGCAUUGCAAAAGGCGGAGUUAUUUGUUCUUUACCUUGUCGUACUACUAUAAUGGCAGCUGCAAAUCCUAUUGGUGGACACUAUGACCGAGAUAAAAGUGUAUUAGAUAAUUUGAAAAUGAGUCAAGCAAUGUUAUCUCGUUUUGAUUUAAUUUUUCUACUUAUAGACACACCAGAUGAGGUGACUGAUAGACAUCUUACUGAACAUGUGCUUAAUAUACAUACAAAUAAGGUGAAUCAAACCCAGAAUAUAAACAAUACUUGUGAAAUUCAAAGUUCACUGAAAGAGCGAUUAUCACAAUUUAGUAAAAAUAGUAGUGACUAUAUUUCUCAAGCAGAAUUACGUAAAUAUAUUGCAUAUGCGAGAAAAUAUGUUUCGUCUCCAACUCUGUCGAAUGAAGCCAAAGAAAUGUUACAACAGUUUUUUAUUGAACUACGUACUAACAAUUUAAGCUAUGGUAUUCCAAUAACGGUAAGACAAUUAGAGUCAUGUAUUAGACUUGCACAAGCACGUGCUAAAGUAGAACUUCGAGAAGAAGUGACUGCAAAAGAUGCAUAUGAAAUAAUUGAACUGCUUAAUUUUAGUCUUGUAAAAACUCAAUGGGAUGAAUUUAGCGGAUUUGGAUUCAAGAAAAGUGUAAAAAAAACGGGGAUUCGAGCACAAUCACGGAAAUUAUUAGCUGAGUUGCAAAGACAUGGUAAAACAGAACGAAUGUUUAGUAUAGAUCAAAUGAAGUUAUUUUCGAAACAGUUAAGCAUCGCCACUUUAGAUUUCUACAACAUUGUAGACUUAUUAAACAAUGAAGCAAUUAUUAUUAAAAAAGGAAACAAUAUGUAUGAGUUAAAAGUUUAA
Macrosiphum euphorbiae (potato aphid) is the source of this 2334-nucleotide messenger RNA. NCBI's taxonomy places the organism in Eukaryota, Metazoa, Arthropoda, Insecta, Hemiptera, Aphididae. The record is from the annotation of a GenBank genome assembly.